CCCUCCAGACCGGUAGGAGCGCCGUUGAGUCGAGUCACUCCUCCGCGCGUCCUGUAUACUGUCAGCCAUCUGGCGCAGUCAGCUAGCUCCAUUAGGAUUUGGAAAAUGGAGGCUUGACCCAGCGAGGAAUAAACGAGUGCACAUCGUCUGUAUUUCUCUCGUGUAGUUUGAAAGUAGUGAUUGACUCCAUCAUCCAUGGAGGAGAAUGUGAGCCCUGAGUUCACUGUAGCUCCUGAGCCAGAACAGAGCCAGGACCAGAACUGCUCUCAAGGUGAUGAAGAGCGGCCCAGUGAGCAAAAGCAGACAGAAAGUGAAGAUGUGGUUGAACAGACAAUAGAAAAAUCUUCCAAAGCCAGUGGUGAAUUAAAGAAAACUUGGGGGUUCCGUCGAUCCACUGUUGCAAAGAGAGAGAUGCCGGUGGAGGCAGCAACUGACAACACGGACAGACGUUAUCCUGUACGCCGCAGUGGCAGGCAGGCCAAGCGUACAGACAAACUGGAGGAAUUCCUCUCUACUAAAAGAGUGCAACGAAAGAGCGCUCCCCCAACUCUGGAAAGUGCAGAUCCUCCUUCACAAACCCCAACUGAUGCAGAAACUGCAUCCGAGGCCAGCUUAGAUGGCACAGCAGACACAAAAACGCUGGAGGACAAGCCUGAGCCAUCCGACAGGAGAACGCGAAGUAGCACGAGGGAGCAGCAGGCUCGAAAGUCGGCGCGAUGUGGCAGAUGGACACGACAAAGCGCCACAGCCGAGGGAAGCUCCGACAACGAGGACAGCAGAGAUGGCACUGAGACACAGGAAAAGGAUGCGGUCAAAACCGGGGACUCGACUCACUCCAACAUAGAUGAGGGAGGUACCAUUAGGGACCAGCGCCAGCCGGAGAUGGAUUCAAAGGAAAAGGAGGAAAAGGAGCAAGCCGACACCGGGGGCGACGAGGAGAGCACCAAAACCGAAAGUGAACAGAGUGCAGAAAAAGCUGGACUGCCGGUAAAGCGUGGACCAAUUAGAACAUACAUUAAUAAAAAAAGGGCCGCCAAUGUGAACAGUAGCAACGUGAAGGGGUCUGGCUCCGGGCAGGCCCUUGGCACCACGAGCAAGUCUCAAGUACAGGAGGACAGCGACGACGAUGACGAUGAUGCAUCUUCCUGUUCCUCUUCAUCUUCAAGCAGCGAGUCCGAUGGAGGCUAUGACCCCAACGCACUUUAUUGCAUCUGUCGGCAGAAACACAACAAAAGGUUCAUGAUCUGCUGCGACCGCUGCGAAGAGUGGUUCCAUGGCGACUGUGUGGGCAUCACCGAGGCUCGGGGGCGUCUGAUGGAGAGGAACGGCGAGGAUUACAUCUGCCCCAACUGCACGGCUAAGAAGAGCCAGGUGAUCAGGCCGGCGACCUCCACGCUGUCAAUGAGCAUAGACAUGGGCAAGCCCAAAGCCGGCACGGCUCUUCAGAUGUCAGCGCUGCAGAUGGCUGCGGGUUUUGCGCCUUACGCCGACUUCAGUACCGCAACCAGUCCAAGUUUGGCAGCGCCCCCAUCUGCUGGAAGCGAGGACAUGGGUAUCAAAGGCAGGAUUGAGAAGGCCUCAAACCCAACGGGGAAAAAGAAGAUAAAAAUCUUUCAGCCGCAAUCACCACAGCCGGUGCCACCACAUGCUGUCCAGAAGGGGGCGCCAAAGCCGGGAAAGACUGCGGCGGCCACAUCAGAGCUGAAAGCGCCACAGAUGGAGCAGAAGGUGGCUUCAAACGUGGAGGUGAAAACAACGGCGACGGCGGCAGCAGAAGAGAAAACUAAGUUGGCGGCACCGGAGGAUACUUCGCUUCCCAAAUGUAUUGGGCCCGGCUGUGGGAACAACGCCCAGCCCGACUCGGUGUACUGUGGAAACGACUGCAUCCUGAAACAUGCUGCCGUGACUGUGAAGGCAUUCACUGAUGUCAAAGAGCCCAAGGACUCGGCUCAGAAAUCCAACUCUGCGUCAAAGACCGGAGCUGCCAGCGGGACUAAGAGCCCUAAGGACAGCAGGGGGGAUGCGGAGAGCGAUGAAGGUGGAAACUGCAUUCCUGAUGAUGACGACGAGGAUGCUCAUGCUGUGGAAGAGCGACCCUCGCCUGCCACCGCGUCCUGGUCCAGCGACCAUAAUUACAUUGCAGUACCACCAGAAAAGACUACACCCAUAUCAGCAACAGUGUUAAACAAAAAGUCCUCAGCCAAAGAAGAGAAGCAGACUAAGGAAGCAGCCCCAACUCAUGAGAAACCCUCCUCUGAGUCCAAGACCGUAGCAAAGGGGAAGAAGACCAUGACCACCAGGUCCUCCAAGGUGUCUCCAAAGGGCAAGAAGCCUUCCUCUCAGUCCACCAGUUCCAAGGCGGCAAAGAGGCCCGCGACUCCUCCCAAUAAAUUGUCAGUAAAGUCCAAGAAACUGCGGACGGCGACCACCCCUACCCCGUCUCCGUACCCCCCAGGCCCCAUCCACGUCACAGGAGCCCUGAGAGUCACAAAGUCCAACUUUACUAUUCCCAAGAAGCAGCCUCAACAAAAAGACCCCCCACCCCGCAGUCCGUCCUCGUCCUCUCCAAGAGUCCCAUCAUCUCCAAUGUCUUCAGCUCCCCCCAGUCACUCUUCCUCACCAAGACCUCACCAUCCAUCCUCCUCAGCCCCGCCCGUAUCGCAUAUGCCGCCUCCCCCCAAUCACCAAAUGAGACAGAAUAUCCGUCGCUCUCUCACAGACAUCCUCUAUAAGAGAGUGAGUGACAGCGAUGAUCUGAAAAUGACCGAGAGCGAGGUCGCCCGGCUGUCCUUUGCCAUUGAAAAGGAGAUGUUUAACCUCUGCCUGAGCACAGACAGCAAGUACAAAAACAAGUACAGGUCGCUCAUGUUCAACCUGAAGGACCCCAAAAACAAAGGCCUGUUCUACAAGGUGAUCGGAGGUGAGGUCACACCCUUCCGACUGGUCAGGCUGAGUGCUGAAGAAAUGGUUUCCAAGGAGAUGUCAGAGUGGAAGAAGCCAGAUCCACCUCAGGCGCAGUCAUCCAGUUCAAGGGCCCACUCAGGGCAUGCCAAACAAGGCAGUAGGUAUGACUCCCACAGCAUGGAUGUGGAGGAUGUCCCACCGUCAUCGGAUGCGGAUGUAUGUAUCUCUGCCACAACUUCAUCUGCUCGCAUGGCUUCUGCUGUAGACCAAGAUGAGCCUGGCCUCGCCCCUCCAGCUGCCAACCAGUCGACCGCUGAGGGGAGCAGCAGCAUGCCUGAUAUUUUCAGUAGAUUGCUCAAAGACACCACUUCAGAGCACAGGACUCACCUGUUUGACCUCAACUGUAAAAUAUGCACAGGUCAGAAAACAGAAGAGGAGCUUGCAUCAAAGAGAAGUAAACACACCAAGAAGCCCGACCACCCCAGACAAGAGUUUCAGUCAGCCUCUUCUGGCGGCCAGCCACCAGUGUACCAGCAGCACGUCCCUCCGCCGUACCAGUCUGGCCUAGAGCCGCUUGUUCCAGACCCACAGACACAGCUUUACCAGGAGGACCCCAACAGCAUGGCCCCACCUGUCCAGACCCCCCCGGCCAUCGUCCCCACCAUUUCAUCUGUCAGCAUCACACGCCGAGACCCCCGCAUGGCCAGACAUGGCUCAGGCGUUACUGUCACCUACACUGCUCCGGAAAAACCCAUCAACAACAUGGUGGAGUCGCUCCCAGGUCCCGCCACUCUUCCCAUGGAGGUUGCAGCUAAGGGACCCCUACCCAUGCCCCCUGCUCCACCACCGCCGCCGCCCUCAGUGGCUUUGUCCAAGCCACCAAAAACAAGUACCUCUGAUCCGCCUCUUGAGGGGGAGACUGCAAUCUUCCUCCACGGCCAAGAGAAGAUAUGGAAGGGCUUCAUCAACAUGCAGUCUGUGGCCAAGUUUGUAACUAAAGCUUACCUGGUUUCCGGCUCUUUUGAGUACAUAAAAGAGGAUUUGCCAGACACCAUUCAUGUGGGAGGACGAAUCUCUCCAAAUACAGUGUGGGACUAUGUCGGGAAGCUGAAAACCUCAUUGUCCAAGGAGCUCUGUCUGAUCCGGUUCCACCCAGCCACAGAAGAAGAGGAAUUGGCCUACGUGUCGCUCUUCUCUUACUUCAGCAGCAAGAAAAAAUUUGGUGUGGUGGCCAACAGCACCCGUCGCAUCAAAGAUCUCUAUCUCAUCCCGUUGAGCUCGAAGGACCCACUGCCCUCCGAACUUUUACCGUUUGAUGGACCAGGACUUGAACCAGCUCGGCCCAACCUGCUCCUGGGGCUCCUCAUCUGCCAGAAGGACAGAAAGCGUGCUGCUCCUUCGCUGGAAGCUGACGAGAAACGUUCUAAAAUUCAAAUGAAAGAUGCAGACGACACCGGGCUUCCGAAGCCACUCCCCCCUGUCAAAGUGGAGCGAAGCACACGCCAAAGUUUAGAAAUUCCCUUCAGCACAACCCCUCCAGGGUCACCUCCAGCCAGCUCCUCCGAGGCGUCAAGCUCUGCUGUGCCCACCUCAUCCGUCUUUUCUCUCCUGUCGUCCGUUAAAGCGCCUGCCACAUCCACUGUGGCUGAAGUGGAAUCCCCAUCCUCCUCCGGCGCUGCGGCUUCUGCAGCAGCAGCUGCCACUCCUCUGCAGACCAUCCUCAACACGCUUUUUGGGAAGAAGAAGCAUGACUCGGAAGCUUCUAACUCUCCAUCUGAGCAGGGCGCAGAACAUUCCAUCCCACGCGCUACAAUGUUAGAUCCAAUCGUGCAGCAGUUUGCACAGAUUUCAAAAGACAAACAGGUAGACGAGGAUGAGGAUGACCGGCCAUAUGACCCCGAGGAAGAGUAUGACCCCAGUAUGGGCUACAGUGUGACUAAUAAACCAGCUGAGGUCAUAAACGCACCCGUGACAGCACAGAGCGAAGUAGAUGAUAUAGCGUAUGACCCUGAGGAUGACUCAAUAUUUGAUGAAGUCAAUACUGUGGCAGGUGGAACUGUUUCAGGGGAGCAGGGUAGCGAUCCCGAAAAGAUCCCAGACAGCCUCAAGCAGAAAGGAGAUCCGACAUUGCAAAAACAAGAAGAAGCGCAGAUGCCAUCUGCUGGCUCCGCCGGGGCUUCACUGAUUCCCCCGACCCUUUUGGGGAGCAGUCAGCUACUGCAGCUCGGCAAAAAAGUGGAAGAGCUUGUGAAAGCUUCGACUGCUCCGCUAAUCAACCAGAGGAGGGACCCUCGUCAGAUGCCUCGCAAGGUGGAAGGUAGCACGAAACCAACAGAUGAACCCGAGGACAAAGAGGAGUCGUCAACAGGUAGCUCUUCCCCACCACAGCAUUCGCUUCAGGAGCCACGGUUGCCGACCGCCGCUGACCCACCCGACUCUUCACCAGACUCUCAGACACCGCCGUCGGAGGAAGCCAAACCCGAGUCCCUGCCCUUCAUGGACACCGCAAAGACAGAGGUGUCCAUUCCUUUACUGGGAGAGACGGUGGACCCUGACAUCGAGUACCACUACACGGACGAGAAAGAAGAAGAAAGCAAGCAAGCUGAGCCAGUCAAGGCUGAAAAGGAGAUGGACAAAUACAGUAUUUGGCCAAAUGCAGCAAGUAUUCUAAGAAGUACUGAGGAGUCACAAUAUGACGACACUAGCCAAGACGCAGCCAUUUCUAUCUCCGGCAUUGAGCCUUCAAACUCUACUUCCACAAUACCAGUUCUCACUCAUAGUCUACCUGGGAGUGACACUCACUCCCAUCAUGUGCGACAUCACCUGCCGGCAUCGGGCUUUGACGAGUACAGGCCUCCAGCCGACAUCCCUCCUCCGUCAAAUUUCCUCCUACCCCAGCAGAUGCAGGGACAGAACCCCGUGAUGAGGCCUCCACCGAUGUCAAUACCACCACCCAUACAAGGUCUUCCUUCGAUGUCCGCUCCCCCUCCUAUGCAAGGGCCCCCUCCAUCCAUUUACCCCCCCGGACACGGUCCUCCUCCGAUGCAAGCUGACAGCAACCGUCAGUUCGGUCCUCCUCCAGCUCCCUUCCCUCCCUACCAAAGCCAGUGGCCACGCAGCCAAGCACCACCACAGCAGCAGCCACCCCUGAGACCACCUCAGAACCUUAUACCACCCAGAGUACCCCCACCCUACCCGCCAAUUGGCCAGAGAGGACCUCCACCUCAAAUAUUUGAUCCUCUCAUCCCUCCCCAGCACACCGGACAACAAGGACUUCCUCCAGGCCUUCCUCCUCCUGCUGCCUUUGACGCACAGAAUCAGCUGCCCCUGCGAUUCACCGGCCCACCUCCACCCUUUAGUUUCCCUGGAAACAGGGGUCCUCCUCCUCCUUUCUCGGGACCCCCACCGGGACAUUUUGAUACCAGGCAUCCUCCUCCGUCCCACUUCCCGGGGUCAAGGGGCCCCGCUCAAUCACAGUACGGUGACCAUGCAAGUCAAACGGCAAUCCAGGCCCAGCCACCAAUGUUGGACCAAACCCGCGGGCAAAGGGACCAGUACAACAAAGAGGGGCACUCGUUCACUCAUGUGGACCAGCAUCAGAACCAUCCUCACCAUCCUUUUAAAGACGGUCCGGCUCAAUCACUUGGUCCGGUUUAUCGUGGCCCCCCUGCUCCCCCGUAUGAGGACUCAAGAGGCCCACCUUCCGGUGUGGAGAUGAGUCCGCUUAACCAAUUUGGGGGUUCGAGGCUGCACUCGCCACCACAUCGAGGGUCUUUUGAUGAGCGCAUACCUGUUCCUCCUCCUCUUCAGGAGGGCAGAGCCCCUUUUGGUGGGUCGGAACGUUACCGCUUUGAUCGGUUUUCAGACGACGCUAGACCCAUCCGUCACAGUGGCCCCCUGCUCCCGACUCCAACGGAAGCCCCCAUUGGUCUUCCAAAUCGCAAGGGAGGCCACAGUCCAGACCGGCGACGGGAUGACUACUGGCGUCGCCAUUCCCCGGAAAUCUUGAGGAGAACCAGCAUCAACCGAGAGGACUCGGAACCCCGGAGCACGGAUCUCUUCAGUCACUUUGAAACGGCCCUCAGAGAAUCCAGUUCUGGUCCCUCCCAGUCACUAGAAGAAAGACUGAAGGAGCUCUCUGGUGAUCACAGAAGAGACAGAGAGCGUGACGUCACUCACCCUGGCAGGACCUUACUGUGGGAGAGGAGCAAGCGCUGGAGCCGAGAGCGAGACUGGGACAGAAGCCGAGAACGGGACGUCAAUCGGGAGCCGAGCCGUGAACGAGAUCGCAGCAAAGGGAAGGAGGCCGAGAAGCAUCAAGAGGCAGAGGUGGAGCGACAUGGAAGUCAAGACGCAGACAAGAGGAGAGACCGCGACAGAGAGAGGGACAAGGACAGGACCAAGGACAGGGACAGGGACAGGGAGGCUGACAGGAGGGAUUCCGAUCGCGACAGAGGAAGAAACGUCCGUGACAGAGAGCGAGAACAGGACCACGAGCGAGAUAAGAGACGGGACAGGUCUCGAAGCAGAGACCGGGAUCGGGGCAAAGACCGGGCGGGUCGGGAAAAAGACAAAGAAAAGGACGGUGACAGAGACAAGGACAGGGAGCGGGACAGAGACAAAGAUCGGGACACUGACAGAGACAAGGACAGGGACCGGGAUCGAGACAAGGACAGGGACCGGGACCGGGAUCGAGACAAGGACAGGGACCGGGAUCGAGACAGAGACAAGGACAGGGACAGAGACAAGGACAGGGAACGGGAUAGGGAACGGGACAGGGAGCGGGACCGAGACAAGGACAGGGAGCGGGACCGAGACAAGGACAGGGAGCGGGACCGAGACAAGGACAGGGAGCGGGAUCGAGACAAGGACAGGGACCGGGACAAAGAUCGUGAGACUGACAGAGACAAAGACAGGGAGCGGGACAAAGACAGGGAAAGAGAAAAGGACCGGGAGAGAGACAGAGAGAAAGAAAGAGACAAGGACAAAGACAGAGAUCGAGACCGAGACAAAGACAGGGACAGAGAGAAAGAGCGAGAUAAAGACAGACACCGAGACAGGGAUCGUGACAGAGACCGUGACAGAGAACGAGACCGCGACCGCGACCGGGAUCGGGACAGAGAACGAGACCGGGACCGAGACCGAGACCGCCGAGAAAGGAGGGAAGACAAGAAGGACAGUAAACACGAAGCGUCCAAGGAGAGAGAGAAGACUACAGAAAACGAUAAAAGCGUUUCCUAGUGUGUUUGACCGACACGACUCCAUUUGGAGGAGAGACUUUGGAUUUGCAACCACUGGAAUUGACCGAUGUGGACGCCAGUGGCCAUAUUUCAUUUCCAUGGAUGCCACGUUUUCUAUUUUCUAUCAUACCAGGUUAUGAAGUUGUUUUAUCACGUCGGCAAAACAAAAGCCAAGGCCAAUUGGGGUCACGUGACUUUGCUGCGUCCUAAUACUCAUCACUCUUGUCCAACACGUUUUAACAAGAAAACCACAUCCGGUCUCACACACCAUGUAAAUAUGAAUGUAUCUGUGUACAUACUGAUGUUUUUAAUAAUACUUUUCUAAGUAGACAAAAUAAAGCCAUAUACCUGGAUGGAUGAUGAUGUAACUGAACCGCUGGGCUGCACAGGAACACAUGGCUUCCUUCAUCUACAGUACCUAACCUUUGUUUCAGAUCAACCCAUUAAACAUUUUUCAUCACAUUGGAUCUGUCUGUGGAAUUCUUAAAGGGCAUCCCAGAUUCUUAACACGGAUGAGGUUGAUGGAUUUAACCAAGGUUGGACAACACCAGACCAUGUCACACAUUCCCGCCACAAACCAAAAAGCUGCCUCCUGCCGUCCACACGGUAGGAGGCAUGACCAAUGAAGGCCAGCGUUGCAGAUGCUCUCCAUCUGAUGCAGCGGCCUCGGUCCUCUGAUGUGACCCCAAUUAGCACGACAUGGAGUUGAAAACCCAGCAGAUGCUCCUCAAAACCUCUGUGAGCCUCGCAAAUGACACACAGCCCGUGUGCUGUUAAUGAGGAGGCUGGGGGGGUCACUCGGGGACCAAGUGUGCUGGGUAAAGGUCAGCCUCUCCAGCUCCUGCUCGAGUCCACAUAGCAGUACUUCAGGCAAGCCCAC
Messenger RNA from Doryrhamphus excisus (bluestripe pipefish), 9024 nucleotides. RefSeq lists its product as uncharacterized. Lineage: Eukaryota; Metazoa; Chordata; Actinopteri; Syngnathiformes; Syngnathidae. Gene Ontology annotation, biological process: DNA-templated transcription; apoptotic signaling pathway. The record is from RefSeq and is a predicted model, not a curated record. Gene Ontology annotation, cellular component: nucleus.